Molecule: messenger RNA, 882 nt
Organism: Gryllus bimaculatus (two-spotted cricket)
Lineage: Eukaryota; Metazoa; Arthropoda; Insecta; Orthoptera; Gryllidae
Source: the annotation of a GenBank genome assembly
UAACGUUCGAGGUGGUACAAACUCCCUAUUGAAAUAUAGGUAACAUCCUGGGUAACAUCACACACCGUGGAAUCGGGCGGAUCGUCCCUACUGGUCCCUACCAGAACAGAGGCUCUCUAAACUCUGAAUAAUACUCUGAACAGAGGUCCCUACCACCGACACGAACCGUAAGGAAGCCAUGGAGGUUGUGCGUGUAGGGCUGGUGCAGGGUUUCUCGUUAAAAGGUUAUCGUUUGCGUUCAGGUGGCUUACGUAUGUGUCGGCAUGAGACAGGUAGAGCUCAAAGUUCCAGUAGGAAGCGCAACCAAAAUAGAAGUGUAAAAAUCAUGAAGUGGGGUCAAUUAGAGCAACAAUGUAGAAAAAAUGAGAGUUUCAUUCAUGUAACAAAAAGUGAACAUUUGCUGAGGAAUCUUGUGUUCACUUACCUUGAUUGCUUUGAGGAAGAGAAGGUAGUCCAGAUGCAUCCACACACAUCCUUACCUAUGAGGAACAUUGUUGAUGCCUCAUCUGCAGGAAGAGAUUUUAGAAAGAGGGAGGCUAGACUUACUAGAGUGUUAAUGAAGAACUCUAGUGUCUAGAACAUCCAUGAGAUACCUUUUCAAUGUCACCUGCAGGAUUUGAAAGGAUUGCAGCAAGUGAUUUACUGCAAAGGGAUACUACUAGGAUGUUCGUUUAUCCCCACCGAUGAAAAAUGUAUAGAUGAUCAGUUUGUAGGAAAAUAUUUGUUAGAAAGGGACGUGUGCAUGAACACGUAUGCUUUUACAGCUGAAAAACCAUUUGAAUAUUCCAUUAGAAGAAAUUUACAUCCAUGGUUAGAAGAAAUUUACUCGAAAGGGGAUCUUGUGUCGGCACAAGCUUGCUCAUGCUGGUGAGAAACUUUUUG